CUUCUUCACAUAGAAUUAAACUGCCCAUCGUACGAAUCCUGGUACCCUCUGAAUGCUACUGCCUUUGGUUUGAAGUUGUGAAAAAUCAAUGGAGAAAACCAAACAACCGAGUGGAAAGCGCCAAAUGCUUUCGAUUAGAGAGCAAAACAUGGGCUCGAUCGAUAGGCUGAGCAGCUUGCAGGACGAUGUCAUAUGCCACAUUCUCUCUUUCCUCCCGACUAAGCUCUCAGUGGCGACCUGCGUUCUCGGAAAAAGAUGGAGGUUUCUAUGGGCCCAUGUACCCUGUUUGGACUUCAGUGGAGACAAUUUCAAGAAAAAAAGAACACAAGCAUCGGACAUCAUCAACAGGGUUAUAUUUCUGCACAAGGCAAAAAGAAUGCAUACUUUAACACUCCGUAACCUCAAAUGCAACGAUUAUCAAUUGGAGACUUGGAUUAUGACCGCCAUCGAGCGUAGUAUCCAAAAUCUUUAUCUUCAACUCGAAUUCAAUACAAUCCCUCAAUCCCUCUUCAACUGCAAAACCAUUGUCGACUUGAAACUUGAUAACAAUAGAGCCCCACUCUCUGAUGUGGACAAUGUCUCUCUGCCUAGCCUCAAGAAGUUUAAUGUUUCUAAUGUUGUGUGUGAGAAUGAUGACGCGCUUCCUCGUUUUCUUUCCGGUUGUCCGUUGCUCGAGGAGUUGAUUAUGAAAUUCAAAUUUGUGGAGAAAGAUGAUUAUGUGGGCUGCAUAACUAUAUCAUCACCCACAAUAAAGAUGCUUAUGCUCGAUCUUCACGGUUUGACCUCUCCAUCUAACCUUAAAUAUAGGAUGAUAAUAAAUGCCCCGGCCCUUAGGUAUCUCAUAGUGGAUGGCUAUGACUUGGAGUGUAUAACAAUUCCUAUAACCAUGAUCUCCUUAGUUGAGGCGGACAUCCGCUUAACAUAUCAUUGCUUCUCAAAUCUCAAAACGACGGUGGUGAAGUUUUUCCAUUCUCUAUGUUUUGUUAAGUGCCUAAAGAUAUCAUGUUGGGAAUUUGAGGAGGAAACUAGGCAAUCGAGUGAAAAGCGCCCAAAGCUUUCGGAUGGAGAGGAAAACAUGGCUUCGAUCGAUAGGCUGAGCAGCUUGCCGGAUGACGUCAUAUGUCACAUUCUCUCUUUCCUCCCGACAAAGCUCUCAAUGGCGACCAGCGUUCUCCGAAAAAGAUGGAGGUUUUUAUGGGCUCAUGUACCCUGUUUGCAUUUCAUAGGAUUGGCAUGGUCCGAAUGGACCAACUUUCUUGCAAUAAGUAGGGUCUUGAUAUUGCCCUGUUCGUAUAUCAGAGGAGUCGAUUUCACGGAAGAUGGAACACAAAUCAACGGAGUUAUAUUGCGGCACAAGGCAAAAAGAUUGGAUACUUUAAAAAUCGAUUACGUCAACUGCAACGAGCAUCAACUGGAGACAUUGAUUACAACCACCAUCGACCGUAAUAUCCGAAAUCUUUAUCUUCAACUUAAAUCCGAUGCAAUCCCUCAAUCCCUCUUCAUCAGCAAAACCAUUGUCGACUUGAAGCUUGGUUUUAGUACAGUGUCACUCUCUGCUGUGGACAAUGUCUCUCUGCCUAGCCUCAAGAAGUUUCAUGUUUCUAAUCUUGUGUGUGAGAAUGAUGAUGCGCUUCCUCACUUUCUUUCUGGCUGUCCAUCGCUCGAGGAGUUGAAUUUGGCAUUCGCAAUUUGUUAUGAUUAUGUGGGCUGCAUAACUAUAUCAUCACCCACGAUAAAGACGCUUAAGCUUGAUCUUUACCGUCUGUGUUGUCCAGAUAGUAGGAUGAUAAUAAAUGCCCCGGCGCUUAGGUAUCUCCAAGUGUAUGGCUAUGACUUGGAGUGUAUAACAAUUCCUAUAACCAUGAUCUCCUUAGUUGAGGCAGAUAUCAGCUUAAAAUAUUUUAGGUUCCCAAAUCUCAAACCCAGUGACAAUUCACUAAAACAGGUGGCCAACUUUCUUCUUUCUCUGUCUUAUGUAAAGUGCCUAAAGAUAUCACGAGUGAAAUUUGGGGAG
Molecule: messenger RNA, 2014 nt
Organism: Striga asiatica
Lineage: Eukaryota; Viridiplantae; Streptophyta; Magnoliopsida; Lamiales; Orobanchaceae
Source: the annotation of a GenBank genome assembly